Messenger RNA from Homarus americanus (American lobster), 4486 nucleotides. Its product is annotated as ran-binding protein 3-like. The record is from RefSeq and is a predicted model, not a curated record. Gene Ontology annotation, cellular component: nuclear pore; cytoplasm. The coding region runs from base 349 to 2532 and encodes 727 amino acids. NCBI's taxonomy places the organism in Eukaryota, Metazoa, Arthropoda, Malacostraca, Decapoda, Nephropidae. Gene Ontology annotation, biological process: protein export from nucleus. The transcript has 11 exons. Gene Ontology annotation, molecular function: GTPase activator activity.
AGCUGCCAAGUUGCCAGGGUCAGUGGCGUCAAGGUAGUAGUUUGGGAAGGAGUGUCGGCACCGUCUCUGCGCCUAUAUUGCGUCUUCGCUGUACCUGUAACGUGACUUCACUACCUGCCAUUUAUUAUUGUAGUGUAUCAACUUAGAGGCGCUGUGAUUUAAUUUAUCCAUUACUAUUCUUUGCAUGGCUGUGGACAACGAUACAUGAUUUAACGGCACAAACAUUCCCCGCCAUUGCAUUGUUUUGUCAAGUGUAGCGUACCCUUGAUCAAGUAAAUCGUUCGCCAGUGGUGUACACAAUCAUCUGCGUUGGGUGACUUGAUGUAGUAUUUGACCUCAGUGUCGGUGAUGGGUUUGAAGUAUCCGGUGAUGAAUAGUGGUGGUAAGGGUGGGAUGCAGCCUCGUUACAUUACGCUGCUCCAUCACAUUUGUUUGACAGGGCAAGGCAGGCAACACGUGUCAUCUUCCUCACUACGCACACAGCUGUUGGCCCGACUGUUAUUAGCCCACCACCAGCGUCGUCGCCGCCGCUCGCCUCACUCAUCAACACACCCCUACCAAGAUAAUCCCGCCCGCUAUCACAAACACGCGUCUGUCAAACGUUCUUCACGGCGGCCAACGUCUCGUCAACGUUCCAGGGGCUCGAACCUCGCCCCUGCUGCCACUAAUUCCAUAUUGCCCAAACCUGAAGUUCUCGGAAACAGUAGUACAGUCACCACUACCGGCCUGGCCACCAGUCCGGUCAGCACCUCACCUACCAGACCGGCCAAGAGCCCCCGUGUAGGCCCCGUCCAGUACCAGACAGCCAGGGGGAAGACUAGUGCAAGAUUCAGGUACUGGUGGGUGAACCAGCUGACCCGCAUCUUCUUACAGGAAGGGGCCAGUGAUGACGAACACAACAACAAGGAGGCCGAGGCAGCUACUGACGGCGGCGCUGCUGCUUCCUCCACUAGUGGCAGCAGCAAUAGCAGUAGUACCAGCAGCAGCAGGAACUCAUUCCCUCUUGGUGAUGGGAUCAGUGCGUGCAGUAGCAGCAUUGACAGCUGCAGCAGUAACAACAAAGUGUCUUCACUGUCAUCACCCCACAGUACCUCAGCAGUCACCACCCUCGCCAGCACUGGCAUGGGAAACCCCUUUGCCAGAGCAACACCUCAGGCCACCUGGGGCUCCGAGUCUUCCGACCACCGGCCCAUCUUGGCCCCUCCAAGAUUAAGUCCACAUUCAGACUCAGGUGGACCUCCAGUUAUUCGACAGUCAGCCUUAGGUUCAAGUCGGGUAGUUAGCUCUAUGAGAAGUACAUCCAGUCUCUUCACGCCCCCAACAGUAACUGUCACGGGUUCAUCACCGCCACAGUCAAGCAAGUCGGAGUUUAAGUUGAAGCCUUCAGUGCUCGGAUCUGCAAAUCCUUUUUCCAGAACACCUGACCCGGGGGAUAAAGCAGAUUCGGCAAGUGGAUCAGACGAUGGAGUUCCAGGAACCACAGCCGAAUCAUCAUCGUUUCAAGCGUCGGGUCAAGACGUCUCUUCGUCAACUUCUACGGCGUCCUCCCACACGUCUCGAGCAACGUCCUCGGGGGUAAAAGAGGACAGAAGAGGGGCGGCUCGGCCAUUGCCGGCCGAACUUCACACGAACAACAGCGAGGACAGUAAUGCCUCUAGUAACAACACAUCCAGUAGUAAUUCAAGAAAUUUGUUCCUUCCCCUCGCACGUAAUGGAGAUGGUAAAGAUGGCUCUGGGAGCCCCAACGUAGGUAGCAACAACUUCAUCUUCGGGCAGAACCUGCAGUCUAAAGUUGCGGGCGCCGAGAGUUCAGUCACGUCCUCGUCUGAUGCAGCAAGAACCACAAACGGAGAAAAACAAACUGGCAACCUGUUUUCUGAAGCUGCCAGCGAAAUAUCACGGUCCACAGAUACUACCCCCAGCAUUGCCACCACCAAUGGGAGGCCAGUCACAGGGAAUCUCUUCUCAGAUGCUGUGUCAGAAAUUUCAUUGCCAAGUGAGGAUAGUUUAUGGACCAGCGGACAGUCCCUGGAGGAGUCAUCACGGGAACUCACGGAAAAAGAGAAGAGCCAGAAACGCAAAUUCGACCAUGUAGAAGUUAUCACCGGAGAGGAGAGCGAGUCUAAUGUUCUACAGAUGAACUGUAAGCUGUAUGCCUGGGUGAGUGGGUCAUGGCAAGAACGGGGUCGAGGCAUCCUUCGCCUCAACGACUGGGAUGCAGGCCACGAGAUACACUCACGUCUUGUCAUCCGAACACAAGGGACCCUAACUGUGAUGCUUAACACUAAGGUUUGGGCAGAGAUGUCAAUUGAGAGAGCCAGCAGCAAAAGUGUGAGAUUCACUGCACUAGAUGCUGAUGGCCAACCAAAAAUCUUCCUUGCUAUGGGAAGCCCCAAGGAUGUGGACUUAUUAUACAACUCACUAGAGUGGAGAGUGGCCUCCUCGCGCUCUCACACUCAUGAUGAAGGGAACACCGCUAGUGCAAAGAAGCCCAAGUUAGAUGAAACAGGUUCUGCAAAAGUGACUUCUUAAAAUAGUUAAAUAUGUGGUCAAAUCUCAUCAGAGAAACAUGCAGAUCCCUAGUUUAAGGUUCAGCAAGAUUGUGAAAGACAGUAGUGAAAUGUGAGAAUGUUUACAAGUAAUGUCAGUGCAAAUGAAGAAAUAAUUUGAAUAAUCAAUUGAAAUGAAUUUAUAGAGUGAAAGUGCUCCAGUCACCCUUUUCGUAUUCUUGCGGUGAGCACUGAUGUGUUAGCAUCCAAUAGGAAGUAUUUGUAUGGAAAAAUAUAUAAGAUUUUUUCUGUAAAGAAGUAAUUGUUUCCCCUAGUGAAUUAGAGAACUUAUGCCGAUAGAAACGAGUGUUGACACAUUUAUUCUCAAGAUGAACAGGCAGUAUUGCGAUCAGUGGUGCCAUACAUACUUGACCAAUGAUGACUGGUUGGUGUCUGGCUGGUCAACGUGUAGCCACUUAUGACUGGCGCUUGAUUGGCUGGUCAAAAAGUAGACAUUAACUACUAGCUUGUGAUAGGCUAGCCAGCAGAUUGAUUUUGAUGGCUGGCUUACAACAAUUGUCUGGUCAGCAGGUCAGCAUUGUUGGCUAGCAUUUGAAUGGUUGGUAAAUAUGUAAACACUAAUGACCAGCUGGUAGUCAACGGACACUCGGUAACCAGGUAGCCAAGUUCCUCAACUGAUCGAAGUACAAAGAUGAUCAAAGUACGAGGAUGAUCAUAGUUUGAAUGUGAUCAAAGUAUGAGGAUGUACUGAAUGACAUAGUUUUCUGGCGUUAACAUCUGUGUUGUGUCUUUUGUCAGUACAUUGCUUUUGUGUUUAAUUGAAAACAAAAAGUAGGGAAACAUUUUGUAAGUGCUUUUUAUUAAGCAUGUGCUGUAAUGUUAUCUUGAGCUGAAUAUAAGAUUUCAGCAGUCACUAAGAUACAUGAUCUGAUGGCAAGUGUUUGCUCCUGACCUAAAUAUUGGUGUAAUUAUUGUUGGUGAGACGAACCUGCUGUUAUGACAGGAAGGGGAGUCAGUAUAUUACACAGAACAAAAGCCAGAUGGAAAACAUAUUACACCAUUAAGGAGUGGACCAAGUUGUAAGUUAAUUAUUAUUUGUGAAGACGGAUCCAUUUUUUGGUCAUAUUGACCUAAGCAAAUUGAAUUUCAAGGUGAAAAAUAAUACACAAAGUUUGAAUCAGUAAUUCAUUAUCCUGUUUCUUUAAAUAGUGUAAAUAAUGUCUUUGAGUCGCAAGUUAAAUCACAUCACCAAAAAUUACACACACUGCAAGUUUUACGUUACGUGUGAGAGGAAAGCUUCAAGGAAGUUUUAUGUAAAGUACAUAAAUUUUGUAUAUUAUUAAACCCUUCAUUACUAUAACCAAAACAUUGCCAGUCGAUCAGCUCCUCCCACACAACCGACUAAGGAUAAUUUUUAAGUACAGUCAUCUCCCAAGCUAAAGAUAUUAAUGUCAAAACAUUAUGGAAUUUGUAACUUAUGACCAUUAAAUCUGGGAUACAUAAUCAGAAUUUAAUCAAAUGGAAAUGCAACACAAAACAUCACAUUUUGCUGUUAUAAUUUUUUUUUUUUAUGAUUCAUCUUAGCAAUCAUCUCUCAGUGUUUCACAUUUGUACUCUCUCUGUUAGUUUGAUGUGAACACAGUUAACUUGGCAUGCUUUGAGUACACAGUACAGUAAAGUAUGCUCUCGGUUCUCACACGUGUAAUAUUGAAGACUGCAGUGCGCCACCCUUGUUUAAUAUGUCUAGAAAGGACCAGUAAGUGCUUAUGGCGACAUUGGAGCAAAAAAAAGCCUGUCGUGUCAUUAUCUUUAUGUAAAAUUAGUAAUGCUAUAAAGGUUUGAUGCAGGUGAAAUACUUGGUCAAAUCUAUUCCACUACAGUACCAACUCACUUCGAUCAUCAUUAUUUCUGUUAAAUUGAUUUCACGACUUUUGUGUACAAUAUUAAUAUCUUAAAACAAUAAAAUUUCCAUUUAA